This is a messenger RNA of Vicia villosa (hairy vetch), 1667 nucleotides long. RefSeq lists its product as uncharacterized. The transcript is spliced from 2 exons. The coding region runs from base 291 to 1040 and encodes 249 amino acids. NCBI's taxonomy places the organism in Eukaryota, Viridiplantae, Streptophyta, Magnoliopsida, Fabales, Fabaceae. The record is from RefSeq and is a predicted model, not a curated record.
AGCUAUUUAUUAUCUUGACAGAAUUCCUUAGUACCUGAUAGAGAAACCAAGAAGCAUUUGUUUAGCUUAAUUAAGACAUGGAUAAGACAUGGAUGAAUUCAAACCGAUUGUCGAAAGAGUACGAGAAAGGGGUAUGGGAAUUCGUUGAGUUUGCGGUUGCGCACUCCGAAGACCCGAUUCGAAUGUCGUGUCCUUGAUUGGGUUGCUGUUAUGGGGAUAAGGUUGACGGGAAUAAGUUGGCAUCGCAUUUACUACGGUUUGGAAUUGAUAGAAGUUAUACAUGUUGGGCAAUGCAUGGUGAGAAAAGUAACGGGAAUGCUGAGUCGAGGUAUAAUAGGAAGUAUGCUUCAAACGACGAUUGCACAGACACAUACGAUUGCGAUCGAGUCGAAGAGAUUGCAGAAGCGCUUGAAGAAGAUCUUGAGGAUUGUCCCAAAAUUUUCGAGAGGUUGGUAAGCGAUGCAGAGAAACCGUUGUAUGAUGGUUGUUCAAAAUUCACAAGAUUGUCUGUGGUGUUAAAGUUGUACAACAUAAAGGCGGACAAUGGAUGGUCGGAUAAAAGUUUCACAGAGUUAUUAGCCCUUAUGAAAGAUAUGCUACCAAAGGAUAAUGUUCUUCCCAAUCGAACGUAUGAAGCCAAAAAGAUGUUGUCCUCUAUUGGCAUGAGCUAUGAUAAGAUACAUGCAUGUCCAAACGAUUGCGUUUUGUUUCGAAACGAGUAUGCAACGUUAAAUGAGUGUCCUAAAUGCGGUGCCCCUCGAUAUAAGAAAAAGUUGUCUCCUGCCAAAGUCUUAUGGUAUUUUCCUAUAAUUCCGAGAUUUAGACGCAUGUAUCAUAGUGAGACCGAUUCAAGACACUUGACUUGGCAUGCAGAUGAAAGAAUUAUUGAUGGAAAGUUGCGACAUCCGGCAGACUCACCACAAUGGAUGAAAGUUGAUACUGAUUAUCCUGAAUUUGGAAAAGAAGCAAGAAACCUUCGCUUGUCAUUGUCUACUGAUGGAAUGAACCCGCAUGAAGUAAGUAUAAUACUGUGUCUUUAAUUAAAUCAAAUGUUUUUUAAUAUAUAAAUGAUUUUUUUAUCUCCACUAAUAAUUAUUGAAAUGUAAAUGAAUUACAGGAGACCUUGUCGCAAUCGGUGUCCACCGGUGAGGACCAGGAUGAUAGGAGCGUACUUAGUAGAGCACUAGAUGCUCCUGAGUAUCCCGGUCGGGUGAGGGGUAAGGGUCAUGGUGUGACUCCAACCUCUUUUUACAAGCAUCCUAGGAGAAGAAAUCGUACCAAUCAAUAAGUGUUGCAAAAAUUGUAGGAAUUGCAAGCACAAGUCUCUGAAUUGCAAAGAGAUAAAGAUAUGUAUAUGAGAGAAAAGUGCAAUACUGCAUCGGUGAAAGAAACUAGUGAUAAAGCUAGUUUCAACUGUCAAAGAAAACUUCCCGAGGAUAUUUCUUCUUGCCAACUAUACUUAUCGUCACCGAAUUAUCGCCUAGUUGGCAAGGGAAAAGUGCACAACACUGUGGGAGAUUUACUUCACCAUAGACCACUCCCGGAUGGACACCUGAAAGUAUCAGUUGAUGUUGUAUUAGAUCAUGAUGCGGUGCUACCGGUACCUGACAUGGUCUCAGAGACAACAUUGAUGCGAGAUGCAAUAGGGUCAUUUGUUGCAUGGCCCU